Molecule: messenger RNA, 2154 nt
Organism: Parnassius apollo (apollo)
Lineage: Eukaryota; Metazoa; Arthropoda; Insecta; Lepidoptera; Papilionidae
Source: the annotation of a GenBank genome assembly
AUGGUUAAAACACGAUCUUCAGCGCGGGUAGUUAACGCGGCCCAGAGUGCGCCCGCUGAGAAUGGAACCCCUUCCGAACUUAGGACGCGCCUCAGAACCACUGAAAAUGGACAUCGCUCACAAAAGAGCCACAGUUCUAGGAACAGCCAGGCGAUGCCCUCAAGCGGUGUGGGCCCCGGAAGUGGGUCGCAAGGCAAGGACCCUUUGGCGCCCGCUUUGCCAGGCCCCCGUUCAAUGUAUCAACACCCGGCUGUUACUGGAUAUAACCCACAGGACUCGCGAGCACAGGCUUUACCAGUUACGGCGCGCACUGCGCAGGCGCGGCAGAGCCCGCUGUACGCGGGCGGCAUGUACCACGGGUACGCGGGCGCGGCGGCCGGCGCCACGCUCGCGCCCAUGCCCUCGCUCUCGCCCACGGCGCCCCUGCCUCCCUUCCCCGUGCAUCCGGACGUCAAGUUCAAAAAACUUCCGUUCUACGAUGUAAUGGCAGAAUUAAUGAAACCGUCUACUAUGAUGCCAAUGCAAGCUGGUCGAAUGCAAGAGGGCACAUUCAUAUUCCACCUUACACCACAACAGGCCACCGAGAUAGCUUCGGGCAAGGAUAUUGUCGGAACUAGUAAUAAGCUUGAUUAUGUUAUACAGGCCCAGUUGAGGUUCUGCCUCCUAGAAACUUCAUGUGAACAGGAAGAUUAUUUCCCACCUAGUGUUAAUGUAAAAGUAAACAAUAAAAUGUGUCCAUUACCAAACCCAAUACCGACAAACAAGCCGACGCCAGAACCAAAACGACCACCGAGACCGGUCAACAUCUCAUCCCUUGUGAAACUGUCGCCUACCGUCGCCAACACUAUACACGUAACGUGGGCCGCAGACUUCACGCGAGCGUACGUGCUUAGUGUGUUUCUUGUGAAGAAGCUAACCUCUGCUGAGUUAUUACAGCGGCUCAAGAACAAGGGUACUAAAAAUCCAGAUUACACACGAUCACUAAUAAAAGAAAAAUUAUCAGAAGAUUAUGAUAGUGAAAUAGCAACAACUUCCCUCCGAGUGUCUCUCAUGUGUCCCCUCGGCAAAAUGCGAAUGUCGUGUCCUUGUCGGCCCGCAAACUGUCCACAUUUGCAGUGUUUUGAUGCUUCCCUGUUCCUGCAGAUGAAUGAGCGCAAACCAACCUGGCUAUGCCCAGUCUGUGAUAGGCCUGCACCCUAUGAUUCAUUGGUGGUUGAUGGGUAUUUCCUGGAGGUGCUGACGUCUCCGCGUCUGUCGAGCGACUGCAACGAGAUCCAGCUGCACGCGGACGGCAGCUGGUCCGCGCACACGCCGCCGCCGCGCGCGCCGCAGGCCUUGCCGCCCGCGCCCGAGCCCGUCACGCUCAUACCUGACGACCUCGAAAUAAUUCCUGUCGACGGCACGGGCGGUGCAAAACGAGCAGCGGUAGGAGAAGGGCGUAUUGCGAAACCAACGGAAUUGCUUGUAGAUCUCACGUCUGACUCUGAUGAUGAGGUGCCUCUCAAAAGGAAGGUGCAGCAGCCCAAACAAACGCCACCAAUAGUUGAAACAAAUAAUAUCAAGACUGAUGACUAUGCCUCUCCAAAUGCGGUGGAGACGGUAGAGGCGGUGGAGGCGGUGUCGUCGAGCGGGUACCGGUCGCCGGGCGCGGCGGGUGUCAUCUCGCUGGACAGCCCGUCGCCGCCCGCGCGCGCCUCGCCGCCGCCCGGCCCCGAGCCCGAACCCGCGCCCGCGCACUCCACGCCCUCCGCUCACUGCACGAGCAACAGCACCGAAUGCGAGGAUAAUGAAUCUGCACCUGCACACUGGGCGCCGUAUGCUGAUGCCGACCGGGAAAAUCAUGACUCUUAUCGAAGGAAUACAAGAGAAGUUCACCGUACUCCAAGAGGGUCAUUAUACGUUGGAAGGGCCGUAGAUAUUAUCAUGACCCCUGGAGGUAAACUGCGUCGUCGGCCACAAGUUUCCCCUAAGAAAACUUUAGAGGACUCUAUUCAUGUUACGCCGUUGGAACGCGCCGCUGCGAUGGACAUUGACGAGGAAGAGGGCGAAACUCUAAUAAAAAUUUGGACCACGUUCAGAAAUGGUUCAGUGAGUUGCAGUCGCUGGAAUCUGUGGAUCCAGUACCAUAUUCCUGCAAUACGCCGAUGCCAAUAG